Messenger RNA from Malus domestica (apple), 1886 nucleotides. RefSeq names its product probable aspartyl protease At4g16563. Gene Ontology annotation, molecular function: aspartic-type endopeptidase activity. NCBI's taxonomy places the organism in Eukaryota, Viridiplantae, Streptophyta, Magnoliopsida, Rosales, Rosaceae. The record is from RefSeq and is a predicted model, not a curated record. Gene Ontology annotation, biological process: proteolysis. Gene Ontology annotation, cellular component: extracellular region.
GCUCACCAACAUCGAACCCUCAGAAAAGUACCAACUCUUUACUCCAAUGGCAAAUCCCACCUCCCUCCUCCUCUCUCUCACCACUCUCCUCUCUCUCCUCCUCCCUUCUCUCUCAUCCAAACUCACCAUCCCUCUCUCCCCAUUCCCCAAACCACCGUCCACCGAUCUACUCCAAUCCCUCAACUUCCAUGCCACCGCCUCCGUCUCCCGAGCCCACCACAUCAAAAACCCCAAAAAAUCCUCCCACCAUUCUCCCUCCACCCAAGUCCCCCUCUUCCCCCACAGCUACGGCGGCUACUCCGUCUCCCUCCGCUUCGGCACGCCGCCACAAACCUCCUCUUUCAUCAUGGACACCGGCAGCAGCCUCGUUUGGUUCCCCUGCACCAAACGCUACACCUGCUCCAAAUGCCAGUUCCCAAACAUCGACCCCUCAAAAAUUCCAACUUUCAUCCCCAAACUCUCCUCCUCCUCCAAAAUCGUCGGCUGCAAAAACCCCAAAUGCGCUUGGAUUUUCGGCCCCGAAAUCCAAUCCAAAUGCCCGAAUUGCAACGACCCAACUAGCCAAAACUGCUCCCAAGCCUGCCCAACGUACAUAGUCCAGUACGGUUUGGGCACAACAGCUGGGAUUUUACUUUCCGAGUCACUUAAUUUUCCCGAGAAAAUUGUCCCUGAUUUUCUCGUCGGCUGCUCCUUCCUCUCCAUCCGCCAGCCAGCCGGAAUCGCCGGAUUCGGCCGCGGACCGCAAUCCCUUCCUGCCCAAAUGGGGCUUUCCAAAUUCUCUUACUGCUUAGUCUCCCACAAAUUCGACGACACCCCACAAAGCAGUGACCUUGUUCUGUACACUGGCAGCGGUAGCUCCGACGAACCCAUUUCUUCAGCCCGAAAAAACGAAACGAAAGCUCAGAGCUCGAUCUACACGCCGUUUCAGAAAAACCCAGGUUCUCCAAACUCUGCAUUUCGCGAGUACUACUAUAUCAUGCUCAGAAAAAUCAUCGUGGGCAAGAAGCACGUCAAUAUUCCGUACAAGUUUCUCGUCCCCGGAGCCGACAGCAAUGGCGGGACGAUCGUGGAUUCCGGAUCGACCUUCACGUUCAUGGAGAAGCCUGUUUUCGAAGCCGUUGCGAAAGAGUUUGAGUUACAGAUGGCGAAUUACACGAGAGCUAAGGACUUGGAAAACAGGACGGGAUUGAGUCCCUGUUUUGAUAUUUCAAAGGAGGAGAAAUUGGAGUUUCCGGAAUUGGUUUUCCAGUUCAAAGGGGGUGCUAAGAUGGAGCUGCCAUUGGCGAACUAUUUCUCGCUGGUUUCGAGCUCCGGCGUUGUGUGUUUGACGAUUGUUUCAGAUGAAAUUGUUGGUCCAGGGGGCAAUGGUGGACCUGCGAUUAUUCUGGGGAACUAUCAGCAGCAGAAUUUCUUCGUGGAGUAUGAUUUGGAACGUGAGAGGUUUGGGUUCCGGAAACAGAGUUGUAAAUGAUGAGGCCCCGUCAUAUUAAAACGACUUACUUGGAACGGAUUCAACGCUAGCUAUUCUGACAUCCAUGUCAUUGUGACGUUCCGGUCCAUAUAAGUUGAUCUCGCAUUGCAGAGAAAAGAAAAUAAGAAGCGCAAAACAAGUCUUUGGGCAGUGACUUGAAACGAUGAUGACAAGUUGUGUAGAUUUAAGGGAGGUUAAUUAUUGUGAGUUUUUAUAGAUUAGUGAUAAUUUUUCAUGCUGGGGAAGAAGUUUCGAUUUGUUUUGCUAAUUGAAUUAUUCAAAGUAUGAAUAUGUAUUAAUUUAUUUAAUCAAUCUGCAUUAGUGACAACUCACUUUGUACUAUUUGGAAGGCAGACUUUGCCUUCCCCACUUUUUUUAUGGAACCCUUCUUCUAUGAGAUGUUCUAUAUGAUUUA